UAGAUUCCAGUAGAAUUUUGCUUGAUUACGGUAGAAUUUUGGUAGUGUCCGGUAUUUCCAAGUACCACAUUAAAAAUUGUAUAAACAAACAUGACGGACGUUGGAAAAACAAAGCCAUCUUCCGCAAAGGAAACCAUGGACGUAUUGAUGGAGAUGUCUCGCAUACUGAACACAGGCCUGGAUCUGGAGACACUGGCCACUGUCGUACGGCUGUGUGAGAGUGGAGUCAACCCAGAGGCAAUAGCCCUCGUCUUCAAUGAACUGCGCAAGGAGUCCUCAGCAAUAAAAAAUGACUCUAAUCAGAGUGGCAGCUGAAGUGUAGCCAGGUUCCAGAUUGGUGGGCGUGCAUUAAUCUGCAGUUGUUGGCAAAGACAAUUUCAUCAUUCUUCAGGAUUUGUGUGGCUCUUUUACCUAAUUGAUCCUUGUCCUAAAGUAACUGUACUGUUUGAAGUGUUUAAUAGCUUGAAUGAUAGACAUUAAUAUAUGGAUCUAUGGAUGGAAAUGAAAUUGACAUAUUACAUGUAUGUUUUGUAAAGAGAAAUAGCAGAAAUAUUGGAAUUAUUGCAUAUGAUUAUAAUUUCUUAUAUUGUGAUAUUACAUAAGGUGACUUGGUGUAAACUUGAUCUGAGAUUAAUAUAUUUUCAUGCACGUAAAUCUUAAAGAUUCAUGUAAUUGUAUGCACGUUCUCAAAAUUAUAUUAAAAAGAGAGAAAUAAUUGUGUAGAAAUAAUAAAUUUAAGCUGAAGGUUCUCUGUGAAAAUGUUUGGAAUGAAAUAAAUAAAAGUUACAAGUAUGAAAAUUAAUUUAAUGAACCAUAGCUUGAAUAAAAAUUGUGCUUAAAUUGAUAUUAGUUAAAACCACUAUUUUUUAUUUGGAAUACAAAAUGUACUGCCAGUAACAGCUUUUUUUCCGCUUUACCGGUAGUUCAUAGAAAACUUGCCCUUUUUCUAUGAUUUUAUGAUGCUUUAGAAAAAAAAUUGCACAUAAAUUAUUUUUGCUUGCA
This is a messenger RNA of Dreissena polymorpha, 1002 nucleotides long. Its product is annotated as mitotic-spindle organizing protein 1-like. Gene Ontology annotation, cellular component: interphase microtubule organizing center; gamma-tubulin ring complex; centrosome. The transcript is spliced from 3 exons. Gene Ontology annotation, biological process: gamma-tubulin complex localization; mitotic spindle assembly; microtubule nucleation by interphase microtubule organizing center. NCBI's taxonomy places the organism in Eukaryota, Metazoa, Mollusca, Bivalvia, Myida, Dreissenidae. The record is from RefSeq and is a predicted model, not a curated record. The coding region runs from base 91 to 315 and encodes 74 amino acids.